Molecule: messenger RNA, 1598 nt
Organism: Paramecium primaurelia
Lineage: Eukaryota; Ciliophora; Oligohymenophorea; Peniculida; Parameciidae
Source: the annotation of a GenBank genome assembly
AUGUUAAAAUUCUUUUUUAAAAAGUAAUUAAAUAAUCUGAUAUACAUGUAACAAUCUUAAGUAGUAAAAAGAAUCAAAAUAACAGAUAAAGAGAAUUAAAUUUUCAACACUAUUAUGUAAUUUAGAGAUGAAACAAAUACAUAAUCAAUUUUGAGAGUAGCAGGUGGAUGGGUAAGAGAUAAAUUAAUGGGAAAUGAAUCUCAUGAUAUUGAUAUCACUAUUGAUAAUAUGAGUGGUGAAUAGUUUGUAAUUAAAAUGAAAGAAUACUUUGAAUCUAAAAAUAUUAAGGUUAGUGGUUUUGGAGUAACUAAAUUAAACCCUGAAUAAUCAAAGCAUUUAGAAACAGCUUGUAUUAAAAUAUUUGAUCAAUCUAUUGAUUUUGUUAAUUUAAGAGGUGAGACAUAUACAGAAUAAUCAAGAACACCUUAAAUUAUAGUAGGUACUCCAGAAUAAGAUGCUUUUAGAAGAGAUUUAACUAUAAAUUCUAUGUUUUAUAAUUUAAAUACACAAGAAAUAGAGGAUUUUACAAAUAUGGGAUUACAAGAUCUUUAAAAUGGAAUUAUUAGAACUCCAUUAGAUCCUUAUAUAACAUUUAGGGAUGAUCCUUUAAGAAUACUUCGUACAUUUAGAUUUGCUACUAGAUUUAAUUUUUAAAUUGUUGAAGAAAUUAUUAAUGCAAUUUAAUAAUAAGAUAUCAAAACUGCAUUAUAAACUAAAGUGAGUAGAGAAAGAAUAGGUAUUGAAAUUGAUUGGAUGUUAAAAUCUUCAAAAUGUUAUUAAGGUUUAAAAAAUUAUCAUUAACUUGGAUUUUGGCAUAUAAUUUUUGAAUUGCCAAAAGAAAAUUAACAUUAAUGUAAUGUUAAAGUUGAAAAUUAAGGAAAAUAUCAUUUAGAUUCAUUUAAAUAUCUAUAAACUUUAUAAAAUUUACAAUAUUUACCUAAUUUCUAAAAAAUUCAUGGUUUUGAAAGUUAGGAAUAAUUAAAUUUAUAUCUUCAUUUAAGUAGCAUUUGUUUGCCUUAUUAGACUAUAAAUUAUAAAAAAGGAAAGAAUUUAGAAAGUGCUAUAAUCUAUAUAAUAGCAGAAUCCUUAAAAGUAUGAUAUAAUAUAUAUUUUUAAGAUGCCAAGAAAAUAAACAGAUGAAAUUUAUAAUAUUUGUAGAUUAGUAGAAUAAUUCAAUUAGUUAAAAAAAGAGGAUUUAAAAAACAAUUACAGAAGAUUGGGUAUAUUAAUUAUUUAUAUAAUAGUUAACUUUUUAUAAGAUGCUAAAUAAUUAUGGGAAAUAAUAGUUUAUUUGGAUUAUCUAUAAGAAUGUAUAAAUGAUUAAGAGGCAACAUUUUAAUUGAAUGAGAAUUUUAUAAAAUUCAUCUAUUCAUAAAAUUUAUAAGAAUUUUAUAAUGCAAAAGCAUUUAUAGAUGUAUAUAAUUCAUUUAUAUAAUUAGGGUAAUGAAAUAAAAUAAAUUUGGAAAGUAGAAGCAAAAUAAAUAAAAGAUGUGAAAUAAAAUAUAUUAAUUUGGUAAGCUAUGAAUCCUAAUGGAACAAGAGAAGAUAUUUUAAAAAUUAUAGAAUAAAAUAAAGAAUAAUUUAUGAAUAAUUUAUGA